AUGUUUUCGACUUUCACGGGCAACUCGAGACGUCCUCGAAACGUCAACCUGAGCGGGCAGGCCGGCAACCCUUUUGCCAACACAUCUUGGAGUCCUGCCGUCGUCUCCAACGCAACCAAAACCGUGUCAGAUGCUCAGGCCGAACGAGAAAAGAGGCAUUUGGAGAGACAGAAGCUAAAAGCUGCCGGCAAGAUCCAGCGAACAUGGCGUGGCCACCGCGCGAGACGAAACUUGGCUAAUGACAGACGGGCCGCCUUUGAUAGCCUGUAUCGUUCAAACACAGCUACCGAUGUUGCCGAGCGUCUUCCUGUUGCUUUCAGCCUCCUUCUCUCCUUCUUCUCGCGACGAUCCGCCGAUGAUAUCCAAAGAACGUUUAUGUUUGUCCGUGAUUGUGAAUCGGCGCACAUCGAACAUAUUGCCCCGCGUGGCGUUCAUAUGUCGCGCCUUAGAGCCUUGGCUAACAUUCUUAUCACCACAUUGAAUGUUGUGGUUUCGGGAAAAUCUUCCACCUUGGACGUGACCAUUCUUCUCAAACUCAUCGGCCGAAUAACAACCUUCGAUCCUAAUGCGAUAGCACACUCGCUUGCCCUUUAUUAUACCUCACUUGCAAUCGUAUUCAAGGGACAAGAUGCUGAGCAGAAGAACGACUUGUUGUUCACGUCUCUGACAAUGCCUCUCCAGGGCAUGCCUGACAAUAAACCGGCCUACACUGCUCUUGCGUCCAGUUUCUUCGUUCAAAGUGAUUUGUGUCUCUUCGAGAAUAACAGCGCCAUAUUUUCCCAAGGAAUCGAAGCUGGCAAGCUCGCCGAAGCCAUUCGAUCAGUUUAUGGGUCCUCACGUCAAGUGCUGCCUCCUAAGGACGACCUUUUGUGGUUACUGGCCCAUUUUAUCGGCCUCGGACGUGUGUCACUCAAUCCAUCUGCUAAGAUUAGCUAUCUACACGCACUCCUAAUGCAGCUGUCAUAUCUUUCAUCUGAGAUCGGAGUAAGAAUAGGCCUCAAACCCCAAGUUGACGAUUCGGAUGACGAAAAUGAGGGCCAAUCAUUGCAGCCUCUGGCGCCGUAUAUCUCCAAACAGCUUCUAUCUCUUGUAGAACAUGAGGGAAUCUCCUCUAUUCUCCAGGACUUUGCAUCCAAUUUGGCACGUUCUGUAACAGAACAGUCUUACGGAACCAGCCUAUUGGCCGGGUACAUCUUGACACUUUUACACUGCUUUCCAGCAAACGCAGACGACACAAGGAUGAAACUAUUUCUCGGGCAAAUACCAACAGCCACGGGCUCUGUUCCCACUGUCAAGUUUCUCUGGCAUAUCAUGCAACAGACUACAGUGUUUGCGAAGCUGCAACUCGAGUCGGAAAACCCAGUACGAGUCAUCCAGCGAUAUUUGCGCGGCUCGUCCCAGCUGUUAUACGAGAGUACCGAGGAGCAAGAAUGGCGAGUAAUUCUUCUCUUCCUGGAACUGUAUACGUUUAUCCUCCGCCUCAGCGAUGACGAGGACUUCUUCAGUGGUAUGAAUUCACAAAUCAUCGACAACGCCUCAUCGGACUCUCGCCUUCGUCAGUGCAGUCUCUCGCUGAAAGAUGUUGAAACCUUGACCACAUUUUUGAAGAAUACAGCCUUUGUUUUACACUACAAGGCGCGAGAUCUCCCACAAACACAAGAGGGCCUUAACGCGGCAGCAAAGUCUCGACUUGACUCAUAUCUUGGGGCGGAAGACGCUUCCCGCCAGUCAGGCUCCGCCGAGGUACCUGCGCGGCCUGCGUCGACAAUGGUCGAUCUUGAUGGGUUGCGUGCCAUCAUAACGUCGACUAUGAAGAUGCUCUACGAGAGAGACUCAAGAAUGCAUUUCCUCCCUGCUAAUCACUGGUUGAUGAAUGCCAAGUUGCAGCAAGAAGAUUUCGUUAGUGCGGUUAUCGCCGAAGAGGAGCGACAGAAUGAUGAGGAAGCUGAGGGCAGCGAUGAAGAGGAGGUCAGCGCGACCAGGGACAUUGACGAGUCUUCUGGAUUCUACUCAACCAUGGCGGGCCAAAGGGUGUCGCGCCACGCUCGACUAGAACGGCUCAGAGCACAACAAGUGCGCGCUCAAAGAGAGCGAAGGUUGGCCGAGAUGGGACCCAAGUUGGAGAUUUUAAAGCACAUGCCUUUCGUGGUUCCCUUUGAAACUAGAGUGCACAUUUUUCGGCAGUUUAUCAACCUUGAUAAGAUCCGUCGUGAGGGAAACGCCACUUUCCCUUUGCACCCUUUCGCCAGGCACCAUGCUAAGAUUCGGCGUGGUCAGCUAUUUGAAGACGCCUUCAAGCAAUUCUACCAAAUCGGAGACGGACUCAAAGACCCAAUUCAAAUUACGUUUGUUGAUCAAUUCGACACACCAGAAGCGGGUAUCGACGGUGGUGGUGUGACGAAGGAGUUUCUCAUUAGUGUCACAUCCGAGGCCUUUGGAAAUAGUGAAAAAGGAGGUGGCAUGUUCAGUUCUAAUGAGCAAAGGCUUCUCUUCCCUAAUCCAACAGCUGUCGAUACGCUUCGCGACUUCCUCCAGCGGCGGCGUGGCCUGAACGAGAAUGACGAAGAGUAUAGAGACAGUGUGAAUGACUAUCUGAAGCGGUUCGAAUUCCUUGGGCGCGUUAUAGGCAAGUGUCUGUACGAGGGUAUCCUGGUGGACUUGGCGUUUGCAGGCUUUUUCCUACUAAAAUGGCCGUCGGCUGGGCCCAAAGACGAAAACGCCUACAAGGGUAGCAUCAACGACCUGCGAGACAUGGACAAAGAGCUAUACAACGGACUCCUAACACUGAAAAAUUAUUCAGGCGAUGUAUCCGAACUAGCUUUCGACUUCACCGUCACGGAUCAGGUUUCUCCCCCUGACGAACCAGUCCGCACCGUCACUCGAAAGCUCAUCCCCAACGGCGACCAAAUUCCCGUCACCAAUGAUAAUCGCCUACUUUACAUUUCCUACGCUGCUCGCCACCGUCUCGUUGUCCAGCCCGCCCACCAAACAGCCGCUUUCCUCCGCGGUCUGCGUUCAAUCAUCCGCCCAUCAUGGCUCUCCAUGUUCAAUCAAUCCGAGCUUCAACGUCUGGUAGGUGGAGAUUCGUCCGAAAUCGACAUUGAUGACCUCCGCCGCAACACGGUAUACAGUGGACUCUACGAAAUCGGCGACGACAACGAAGAGCAUCCCACUAUCAAAUUAUUCUGGAAAGUCAUGGAGGGCUUUACUGACAAGCAGAGACGAGACGUCCUCAAGUACGUGAGUUCGACUCCUCGCGCACCGCUACUUGGAUUCUCGCAGCUUCGCCCGAAGUUUAGCAUUCGAGAUGGGGGGACUGAUGAGGAGAGACUGCCGAGCACGAGCACCUGCGUCAAUUUAUUGAAACUGCCUCGGUAUACUUCCGAGAGUGCUUUACGAAAGAAGCUCUUAUAUGCCGUCACUUCAGGGGCUGGGUUUGACUUGAGUUAA
Pochonia chlamydosporia 170 is the source of this 3450-nucleotide messenger RNA. Its product is annotated as HECT-domain (ubiquitin-transferase) domain-containing protein. Gene Ontology annotation, biological process: ubiquitin-dependent protein catabolic process; protein polyubiquitination. NCBI's taxonomy places the organism in Eukaryota, Fungi, Ascomycota, Sordariomycetes, Hypocreales, Clavicipitaceae. Gene Ontology annotation, molecular function: protein binding; ubiquitin protein ligase activity. The record is from RefSeq and is a predicted model, not a curated record. Bases 1 to 3450 code for a protein of 1149 amino acids. The transcript has 3 exons.